AUGAAAGAGUCCAUCCACAAGGCCAAUUCACAGCUGGAAGAAAAAAUUCACUCACUGCAAAUGGCGAUAGACAGCCUGCAGCAGGAGAAUGUGGCGCUGAUCCAGAGUCUGGGUCGUCAGGAGGAGGCUGUGGAUGUCAGUAACAGACAACUGGACCAGCGUUCAUCUGAGUGCAAAGCGCUCACCCGCCAGCUCCACUGCGCUUUGUCUGACGUCUCACAGCAGGUCAGCAAAGUUAAAAACCAAGCUGCUUCUCGAGAAGAGGCUCUUCAAACCAGAAUUAUGGAACUUGAAGCAGAAAUAUGUAGAAGAGACACAGAGCUCAACCUAGUGCGACGGAGCAAGAUGACGGGAGAGAAGCAGUUUGAAGUCCGCCUCAAAGAUCUCCAGUUGAGUUUAGAUCAGUCUGAGAGCCGCAAACGGAGCAUUCAAAACUACGUGGACUUCCUCAAAAACUCUUACACAACUAUGUUUGACGAAGGACUGCAGGCAACAUGUUUUACUUCCCCUUAUUUUCUAAAAUGA
Molecule: messenger RNA, 525 nt
Organism: Knipowitschia caucasica
Lineage: Eukaryota; Metazoa; Chordata; Actinopteri; Gobiiformes; Gobiidae
Source: the annotation of a GenBank genome assembly